GUAAUCGAGUUGUGACGAUAUUGACACUUGUUUGUUGGUUUUAAUCUUUCACUUUCCCUUAUCGAUGGCCUCAGGUUGUCCAUCCGCUAUUUUAUGCUACAACACCAAGUUGGUUGGUCCCCUCCUCAGUGUCAGCCCGACAUCUAACCCUCACACACUAUUAUCCUUAAUACCACCCAACCAUGGCAGCCAACCAACUUCCUUUGAGCAAAGACUCCAGCAUUCUCAUCAUCGGCGCCGGGACUUUUGGCAUCAGUACUGCGUACCACCUGGCCAAACGCGGCUACUCCAAUGUCACUUGCAUUGACCGAAAUCCAUUCCCGAGCGUGGACUCUGCCGGCAAUGACCUCAACAAGAUCAUCCGGACUGAGUAUGAGGAGCCUCUGUAUGUCGAGCUGGCACUGCAGGCACUCGAUGCCUGGAGGAGACCUGAGUGGGAAGGUAUUUUCCAUGAAACAGGCCGAUUGGUCAUUACAACAGGCAACGACCAGGCCGAGAAACAUCUGCAUGAAUCAUACGAAAAUCUCUCCAAGGUAGGCCAGGCUGGGAAAAUCGAGUUCGUGCAAGGCAAGGAGCAGAUCUUGCGCCACGUGCCUCAGCUGCGAGGCGCGCCAGGCAUUGAAAACUGGAAAGGCUCGUUCAACAGCCAAGGCGGCUGGGCCCAUGCAAGGAAAGCCCUGGAGAAAUGGGGAGCCGAGGCCCAGCAACUGGGAGUCAACUUUGUGUCAGGUCCGCAAGGCGCCAUGACUGGGCUGCAGGUUGAUGGCUCGGGGGCUCUCAGCGGGAUCCGCGUUGCUUCGGGUGACCUUCUCCAUGCGGAUCGGUACAUCUUGAGCACAGGCGCGGCGUCUCCUGAAGUUCUCCCAGAAUUGGCGCAGGAGCUGUGGUCUAAAUGCUGGCCGUUGGCUCACGUCGAGCUGACAGAAGAUGAGCUGGCGGAGUGGAAGGGGAUUCCUGUCGUCGACCAUUUUGAACUGGGAUUCACAUUUGAGCCCGACCCCGAGACAAGGUUGAUGAAAAUCUGCGAUAAUUGUCCUGGCUAUCAGUACCAGGUUGGGUCUUCCACCGACGAUGCUGGGGAGGUCUCGUCCUACUCGAUCCCAAGGUAUGCAAGCUCCAACCCAGACGAUGGCAUCCCAGCGGAAGCUACGUCCGCCAUCAAACGCUUCAUUGAUGCCGUCAUGCCCCAAUUUUCUGGGAGACCCCUUAUCGACGCGAAAGUGUGCUGGUGUACCGACUCCCCGGACAGUCACUGGCUAAUAGAUGCGCAUCCCAAGCAUCGGGAUUUGCUGUUGGCAACUGGAGACUCUGGCCAUGCCUUCAAAAUGUUUCCAAUCAUUGGUGGCUUCAUUGCAGAUGCACUAGAGGGCCGUGCGAACGGCUUGAGGCCAGAGUGGAAGUAUGGGAAUAGGAAGGCUGCGCCCGCUGCUACCAGACUGGGCACUGAGGUAAAGGACUUGCGAGACGUCUCUGCCUUGUCAUAGAUGAGACUACGGGGAAUAAAAGCGUCACUGUUGCCUUGUUCAUUCUUUACCGAUUGCUUCGUAAUUCCUCCUCGUGUGGCUUGCCGUUUGAUCUCUACUCUUUACCACCCAAUACGAUAAACGAAC
This is a messenger RNA of Ilyonectria robusta, 1610 nucleotides long. Its product is annotated as FAD dependent oxidoreductase. The record is from RefSeq and is a predicted model, not a curated record. The transcript has 4 exons. NCBI's taxonomy places the organism in Eukaryota, Fungi, Ascomycota, Sordariomycetes, Hypocreales, Nectriaceae. The coding region runs from base 183 to 1484 and encodes 433 amino acids. Gene Ontology annotation, molecular function: sarcosine oxidase activity; saccharopine oxidase activity; flavin adenine dinucleotide binding.